Molecule: messenger RNA, 4663 nt
Organism: Corvus hawaiiensis (hawaiian crow)
Lineage: Eukaryota; Metazoa; Chordata; Aves; Passeriformes; Corvidae
Gene: BEND6
Product: BEN domain containing 6
Exons: 10
Coding region: 1332-2768 (478 amino acids)
Biological process (GO): negative regulation of Notch signaling pathway; positive regulation of neuron differentiation
Cellular component (GO): nucleus
Molecular function (GO): transcription corepressor activity; DNA binding
Source: RefSeq, a predicted model, not a curated record
GGGGGGUUAGGUCUAUAAUAAUUUAUUCCAGGAUUUUUGUAUCAUUUCAAGCUAUACACCAACAGAGUAAGCCAAAACAGUCUCUCAUGUUACUUUGUAAAAUGGAAAGUUGCUACAUUGCAGCCAUGGAUUCAAAGCUUUCCCUCACUGCCUAGAAACUGCCAAAUGCUGUAAGGUUGUGUUGCAUCACGUGGUGCAAUAUUGAAAUCUUUCCUAAUACCGCAGUACACUGCAGUAAAAUGGUUUUAAUGCAGAUUACCUGGAGAUUAUUCAAAUCGUCCACAUUACCUCACUGAAAUAUGAAGCAAAUUGGUGUGAUCUCCUGGCAUCGUUCUGCAGUGCCACGCUGCAGGAUACUGUGAGAGCAGGAAACUUUUUGACAGCUUUAGCUCUCCACUGAUUUAUUGUUUCAGAAUGGGAUGAUAGAGUAAAAGUAGCACAGCAGUGACUGCACGGUAAAUCACAGAGAACUGAGGCGGAAUGGUUCUUUUCACAUUGUUCUCAGGUAACAGUGCAUAGAAAUCGUCUGACAGACAAAUUUCUAGUGAAAGCUUUUUAGUUUAAGGUUUAUAGCUUUUCCCUUCUAAGAGUUAGAGCUCACUGGUGUCUUGAGGAUAAUGUUUUUCCAAAUGGAUAUAAUAAGUUUCGUGACAGCUGCUUAAUUUUUUUUCAAAUGCUAAAGAGAGUAGAGUUUAGUACAAGAAAUGCUGACAUGCAUGAUUUUUCUGAGAGCUGCUGCUCCAGGCUUUUGAGCCAACUGUCUCACAUGUGCACCAAACUGCUGUUCUGGCUUUCCCUAUAUUCAUUACUGCUCUGUGCUUGUUAAAUACUGCAGGGUAUGGUAGUGUGGUUAAAAUAUUAUUUCCACAGUGAAUAAAGUUUAAAUUGCUGAAUUUCAUCCACAUUAAAAAUAAGCAAAUUACAUGUGGGUAGAUUUUUUUCCCCCAAAUAGUAAUAAAGAGAAUUUAAGGGAAGUUUUAUGUGUAUCACACUUUUAAUCUAAGAUUCUAUACAGAAUGUUUUUCAGGGAACUUUUCCUAAAUCUUAAGGAUGAUAAACAGAGAAGACAAAAUAAAUGAAGAGAGAAGGUUAAAACAAAACCUCUCAUCUGAGAUUUGACCUCAGAAGGGAAAUCCCGGAGGUGAAGCCACUGCAGAGGAGAAGUAAAAGAAGGUGUAAGACUCCCUUUAUCAGUGAGCUGAGGGAAAAAGGUCACAUGCUGGAUCUGGUGAUGUGGACAUAAGAAUACGAGAUGAUACAUGAAAUGAUUUCAGAAGAGUAGCUGAGUGAGUGAAAGGGAAGCGUCUGUGUGACAAGAAAGCCACUUAACAAUGAAAAAAUUCACACUGUUUGAUUUUGUAAAUGAUAAUUCACUGCAAAUUGGAGAGACUUCAUGGAUACAGGACCUUCCCUGUGAUGACAAUGAACUAGAAAGACUUCUGAAACCUAAUGAGCAUGUACUAGUUAACUGGCCUGUGGGAGAAAGAAAGACAGAAAAGCACCUGGUGAAAGUUGUGUACAUGAGUGAUGACCCCCAAGAGCUGGUGGAAAUGAUGCAAAAGAUAUUACGAGCAGAUGAAAUUACAAAAAUACAAGUCCUUGGAAAAGGCAAGAGGAAGAGGAUAGAAAUGAUAUUCUCAGAAAGUGAGGACAGUGACUUGGAUAAAGAAAAAGGGAAGAUGGUAAAACAUAUAAAAAGAAAGAAAUCAUUGCAGGCAUCUGCUCCUGCCAACAUCCUGAGUCAGCUUGAAACAUCGUUAAUUAACAAACAGAGAGAACCAUAUUCAGGAAGCAACUUUCUAUAUAGUGAAAGUAGCAGUGAUGAUGAAGAGCCUUUAUUUCAACUCUCCAAGGUAGAACUAUGUGCCAAAAUUAAAAGUCUCAAGAGGAAGCUGACAGAUACCAUGAGAGAAAACUGCCGCCUAAGGCAGUCUCUGGUGAUGCUUCAAGUGUUGCCACAGGCAGUCACUCAUUUUGAGGAACUGGUAGGGAUGGCUGAAGCACUGCUCAAAGGGGGAGUGACGUCAUCUACGUCCAGUCUGCAUCCACAUGCUGUUUGGAAGGCAUCUCACAAUCCAUUAGCAGAUUCCUAUGCAGCUAUGCAUAGUAACUCCAGCUCACCAGUAACUUUGAAUGUGGAAGAUGAGGACCAACAGACUGAAAAACAGUUCAAGAUCGAAAAGUGGCAGAUUGCACUUUGUAACAAGAGCAAACCUCAAAAAUUUAUAAAUGACUUGAUGCAAGCACUUUAUACACAUGAAUACAUGGCUACACACAGCCUGACAGGUGCAAAGUCCUCCUCUUCAAAGGAUAAAGCGGCAAAACCAGCUAUGAAUCAGAAUGAAGUUCAGGAAAUCAUAGGAAUCACAAAACAGUUGUUUCCAAACACAGAUGAUGCUUUAAUAAGGCGAAUGAUGGGACAAAAACUAAACAAUUGCACCAAGAAGCCAAUUUUAAGCAAAGAUCUUAACUCAGGUGCUUUUCAGAAACAUAGCUUUUGUGCUUCAACAGCUGCUUCUCAGGGCAUCAUCUCUUCAGCUGUUCCUCCUAGUACACAAGACCAGCAGGAUGAUGAUUCACCAGCUGCUAAUGCACAACUUCAGCAAAGUGACAGCUGCCUGACUCCUCCACCUCCCACCCCGGAAGGUCAGCAGGAGCGUCCCAAACCCACUUCGUCUAAGGUGGAGUCUCAACUCGCCAGCAGCUCACCAGCGCCCUCUCCCAGCCAGGGUUGUGGACAGGAUCUCAGGAAUUCAGACAAGGAAUAACAGGCAGGUGUUUCAUUCCAGCUCACGUGCUCAACGGAGAUUAAGAACUAGUAUAAAAUAAAAAAAUAAAUAAUAUCUAAAUUGUACUAGAUAUAUGGUAGUAUCCAACAGUGGACAGAGAUAGAAGCCUGAGAACUUUUUUCUCAAAACAAAUGAAAAUCCCAUAGUCUAGAAUAAAAAUGAAGCCAUAUUAAUGUCUUUGGAUUUAAGAUAUUAUAAGAUAUAUGCAUGUUAUGCAGUAAUUCAAAAAACAAACUUUUACUGAAGAAUUCAAGUAGAGUUCCCCUUAGUUAGAAAAGAACAUUAUUUAAAGUACUACCAAAAGAAUAUAUAUGAGGAACCAUAAUUCCCUUGCUUUCACCUUGACAGCUGAGGGAAAACUGCUUAACCGAUCAAAGAAAGCUAUUGUAUAUUAAUGCAAAAAAGAUAUAGUGAUAUGGAGAGAAAAUAGAUGUAUUUCCUAGUGAAAUGAAGACUGUGGCCUGCACAGGAAUAGAAAGCACAGGGCCAUGUGAGCAGAAAAGAAGAAAUAAAAUAGAUGUUUAAGGAUGCUACUAACUUGGAAAAAAACUUUCUUAGGGCAAUGAAACUACAACUUUCAAUAUAUCCACAGGAAAGAAGCAGCUAAUUUUUAACCUCUCAAAGUAGGACAGGCAAUGGAAGAAGCCAUGUUCCCUUGUAGCUCAGGGAAGAGUCCUCCAGGAAAGCUUGUUUAGUUGUGGAAGCCAUUCCCUUGCAGGGAUUCUGCUGCUGGUUCAGUAGCUCUUGCUCUCUGUUCUUCCCUGACCAUCAGGUCGAUAGGAUAAGGAUGCCUGGUCCCUCCAGUUGGGAAAUAGAGGACACUUCAUUAGAAGCAACUAAUGUUAAGGGCAGAGUUGCCAGCUUCUACUUCCUGUGGUUUGAUUUUGGUAUGCUACCCCUUGCUUAGAGAAAGGGUGGACAGGCAGAAUAUUCCUCGUGGUACCAGAAAAAUCCCAGUAUCUGGGCAGUUCCCCUUGAGAUCUGACAGUGCGUCUCCCAGGAAGCAGCUGGCAGUCACACAAACCCUAUAAUAGCCUAAGGAGGAGGAGGGGAAGAUACAGGUUCCCCAGGGAAGUGGUCACAGCACCAAGCCUGUCUGAGUUCAAGAAGUGUUUCGACAAUGCUCUCGGGUAUAUGGUGACUCUUGGGGUGUCCUGCACAGGGCCAGGAGUUUGGCUCAAUGAUCCUGAUGGGUCCCUUCCAACUCAGUAUAUUCUACGGUUCUGUGAUUUUUUUCCUUGCUGACUGAUUUCAGGUUUACGGUGUGCUGACACGGGAAGGAGAGAACGCUUGGGACUAUAGCUUUCCUGUUUGAGUGUACUCCUCCCAGAACAGAGUACUAUUAGCUGAAUCUAUUUCAAACACAGCAAACAAGCAACUAAUGAAUCAGAUUGGAAAAAUGAAAUGACAUCAAGUUAAAGAAAUCUAGCUUGAUUUAAGGAGGAUUUCAGGACAUCUGAGUUAUACCCUAAUAUUAUUAUAGAAAUAAUAUUAGGGUAAACACUGAAAAAAAAAUCUGAAAAUAAGGUUAUCAGCCAAAUACCCCUGAAGGGAAGUGCUGCACAUCUAACUGUUCUAGAGCAAGGCACUGUGGAGAAGACUUUUGUGUGGGCUGGGGUACAAAUUAAGUGAUUUGCUAUCCUUUUUCAUCUCUCACCUAGUAAUUCCUUGUAGAUAGGAUCAGGAUGAAAGCAGGUAUGAAAUAUGUUAGUUCUAUCUCAUGCUAUUAACUACCAUCUAUAAAAUGUAACAGAAGAAUGUUUGCUAUUAUGUAUAUUUUGUAUAUGUAAUUGUAUGUACAGCAUAUAUAAUAAUGUAUAUAGUUAAUCAUAUUUUUGAAGCGACUUUCUAUCAAAUAAAUUGAAACAUUACUA